CUAGAGGACGUAUGGAGGUUUUCUACAUUGGUCAAGACCUUUUGAUCACAAUGACAUCUCUGAAUUUUGCUUUGAUUUGCCUCUUCUUCUGGAAAAUUGACCGGGUAAAUAGUUUACAGCUCUCCUCAAAUGUUCGUCAAGAGAGUGGCUUUAUAUCAGCUAAUGUUGGGGACAAUGUAACUUUGCGAUGUUUCUAUGAAGGUGAUGUAGCAGCUAUGUUUUACUGGUACAAACAAACCCUGGGACAAAAGCCAAAGCUCAUCUCUAGCUUCUACAAACAUGACAAAGAGGGCACUUUUAACGGGGAAUUCAAGAACAAUUCAAGAUUCUCUUUGGACAGUAAAAAUGGAAAGAACCACUUGACAAUCUCGAAUUUACAAAUGUCUGACUCAGCAACUUAUUACUGCAUAAGCUGCUAUGCGUACAAGUUUGAAUUUGCAGAGGGUACCAGUAUCCAUGUAAAGGGUUCAGGUUUGAACCUUCAAACUUCAGUCCAUCAGCUGUCUUCUGCGACCGUCGAGCCAGGAGCCUCUUUGACUCUGAACUGUACAGUCCACACUGGGACUUGUGAUGAAGAACACAGUGUUUACUGGUUCAAAAGCUCAGAAAAAUCUCAUCCAGGACUCAUUUACACUGAUGGGGGCAGGAACAAUCGCUGUGAGAGGAAAACUAACACACAAACAAACAUGUGUGUCUACAAUUUGCCAAUAAAGAGCCUGAAUUUAUCUGAUAAGGGGAUGUACUACUGUGCUGUUGCCUCUUGUGGACACAUACUGUUUGGAAAUGGGACCAAGUUGGGCUUGGAGGAUGAGGUGACCUUUCCUGACUUUCUUGUCCAUGUUUUAAGUGGAGCUUUGGCAUUCACCAUCACUUUGAGUCUUUUAAUGGGUUUUCUACUAUUCAAGAUGAAUAAAGAGUCACAAGCAAGAUGUUCAGAUGCCUCCACAGCUAAUGCAGAGGGAUACCGAGAUGCAGACAACCUUCACUAUGCUGCCGUACAGACACAAAAGUUCAACCGACAAAGAAGGGAGAUGAAUGACACCAUGAGUCAAUGUGUGUACUCUAGUGUAAGGCAGCAGAUUUGAACCUGUUUCAUCUAUACUUUGUUUCAGCGUAAGAUGUGGUUUUGUUAGCGUGUGUUUUGAGAUCUGUUGUGAAGAUAAUCAGUACAAAGCCUUGGUUACAAAGGUGCUACAUUUCCAUUAUCAGUACACUUGUUGAUUCUCAGGGUUAAGAAAAACAGUAAGAAAACAUGUUACUUUAUCAAGCCAACCUUUGACAUUUCUGAACAUGUGCAUAACUCACUGUGCCACAUCAGCACAAAUAUAAACCAGUUUAUGUCACAAGAAAUACAAUGUACACAGUAAUGAGUGCUCUCUACUGGGGAAUAUCUGUUUAUUUGUUCAUAUUGUGGUUACAUAUUUAAGAAUCUUUUUUUAUAGCUUACAUUAAGGUCUGGAGUUUAAAAAAGUCAUAAAGUUAAAUCUCUAUAUGUCUGGGUGAGCAUAUUCAAAGAAAAAACAAACAACAAAAACAAACCAUCUGCUCUUUUGUUUUUGCGUCUGUGUAGUUGCAAACAGGAAGCCUCCACUAAUUUUCCACCAUUGCAGCCGUAUACUGGCUAAAACAACAAGGUUAAUGCAAUUAGCAAUUUUGAAGUAAUUUGGAUUUAUUGUUUAGGCACCUAUUGUGUUUAAUAAAAAGCAGUUCUGUGUAUUCGCAUCAGUAUAUAGUAUACAAUUACUCUUGAGAAUGAGAAAAUGUGUAAAUGAUUAGCAUCUUUCCUAUGCAAGCAGUAACAUACAUGGAUAAAAAAUAAAUCCAGCACAAAAGGGCCACCAACUGCAGUUUCUCCAAAGGCUAUUUGAGGCUGGCAGCAAAAGUGGGUCAAUUUCCAUAGACUCUGCUGAAAGUUUGCAGCAAGGCUAUUUUUUCAUAGUGUAGUGGUUUACGUGUUCAACAGGUAAAAGAUUUCUGGUUCAAUUCCAGGAGGAGAGAUGAAUGGAGUAUUUCUCUGCAAUUGCAAAGGUCAGGAAAAGUAAAAACAAUUAAAAUGGAGCUACCUACUAAAGUAGCAUGAUCUCUAUGAAGGGCUUUCUUGCUGUGCUGGUGUAUUUUGCACGGUUUUAAUGGAAUUUUCUGACAAAUAAAAU
This is a messenger RNA of Oreochromis aureus, 2153 nucleotides long. RefSeq lists its product as uncharacterized. Bases 12 to 1085 code for a protein of 357 amino acids. The transcript is spliced from 5 exons. The record is from RefSeq and is a predicted model, not a curated record. Gene Ontology annotation, biological process: response to bacterium. Lineage: Eukaryota; Metazoa; Chordata; Actinopteri; Cichliformes; Cichlidae.